Vombatus ursinus (common wombat) is the source of this 2473-nucleotide messenger RNA. It is a transcript of the gene UTP14A, whose product is annotated as UTP14A small subunit processome component. Gene Ontology annotation, cellular component: small-subunit processome; nucleolus. Lineage: Eukaryota; Metazoa; Chordata; Mammalia; Diprotodontia; Vombatidae. Gene Ontology annotation, biological process: rRNA processing. The record is from RefSeq and is a predicted model, not a curated record. Bases 57 to 2369 code for a protein of 770 amino acids. The transcript is spliced from 15 exons.
GCUGUGGACGGACUUCCGACUCCGGGGCCACGUGAGGAUACCAGCUGCUUGCCGACAUGAAGGGGAAGGUUCCUGAAAAGAGCAGCCUUCUGGCAUUGAGCCAACAGGAAGAAGUAGUGGAUUUACUUAAAGACUACCCGCUGAGUGCUAGUGAAGAUGAGGAGGACAAUGAUGGAGAGAGGAAACAUCGAAAGCUCCUGGAGACCAUUGGUUGCCUGGAUGGAAAGAACAGGCAGAGAUUGGCCGAGCGGUCUGAGGCCAGUCUGCAGGUGUCCGAGUUCAGUGUCAGCACUGAAGGGACAGGGGAGAAGCUGGAACUGGCAGAGCUGCUGGCACCCGUCAAGCCUUCCUCCUCGCUGGGCACCGUGAAGAACCAGCUGAAGAAGGUCAGAAAAAAGAAGACUGUGGAGUUACCCCUUAGCAAAGAGGAGAAUGAACGGAUCCACAGGGAAGCUGCCUACAACAAAACCUCCCAAGACAUGGACAAGUGGGACCCAGUAGUCUUGAAGAACCGGAGGGCAGCCCAGCUAGUGUUUCCUCUGGAGCAGGAGCAAGUACUAGAUGCCCCUAUCGAGGAGGUGCUCGGGGCCUGGAAGGCAAGAACUCCCCUGGAACAGGAAGUUUUUAACCUCCUCCACAAGAACAAGCAGCCUCUGACCGACCCUUUAUUGACGCCUGUGGAAAAGGCCUCCCUGAAAGCCAUGAGCCUGGAGGAGGCCAAGCAGCGCCGAGCAGAGCUCCAGAAAGCCCGGGCCCUGCAGUCCUACUAUGAGGCCAAGGCUCGAAGAGAGAAGAAAAUCAAAAGCAAAAAGUUUCAGAAAGUGCUCAAGAAAAGAAAGGCCAAGGAGGUUCUCAGGCAGUUUGAAGAGUUGCGGAAGGUCAAUCCCACCGCAGCCUUGGAAGAGCUGGAAAAAAUGGAAAAGGCCAGGAUGGAGGAGCGAAUGAGCCUCAAGCACCAGAACAGUGGGAAAUGGGCCAAGUCAAAGGCUAUUAUGGCCAAGUAUGACCUGGAGGCCCGUAAGGCAAUGCAGCAACAGUUGACCAAGAACAGAGAGCUGACCCAGAAACUUCAGGCGCCCUCUGACAGUGAGCACGAUGAAGAUGCUGAAGAAGACAGCGCGCUCAUCCCUGACGUUGUGAAUGAAGCGCAGAUGAGCAUCAAUGGACCAAACCCCUGGAUGCAGAAGAAUCGUGGGGUCAACACCCAGGCCUCUCACAUCCAGAAGAAACCUGUUGCCAGAGAAGAGUCUGAGCCUGAGGAGGAAGAAAAGGCCGGGGCAGAGGACGAUGCUUUGCUGCAGGAGGUGGAAGAGAGGCGGUCCCUUCGGAAAGGGUCAGAGGUCAACCAGGGGUCACAGAAGCAAGGACACAGAACAAAAGCACCCAGGAGGACGGAGGAGGACGAGGAGGUGUUAGCUGAACUGAGGACACUCUCUAAGCAUAUAAACAAGAAGGCCAACAAAAUGAGGCAAGAUGGAGAACAGCAUGUGAGCCCAGCUCCAGCUGCCCCCAAGGAGCCAAGCAUCCAGAGAGAGGAGCAGUCCUUGCUAGAUGAGAGGCCAGAGAGAGUACAGACCAUGGAGGACAUAGAGACUCUGGGCAUGGAAGAAGUUAGCCAAGAGCAGAAACAGCUUAGGCCUGGAGUGAAAAGGCGGUGGCAGCAGCAGCCGCAGCGGCAGCAUAACCUGGCUGAGCAAAGGAGUCCUCCCAAGAUGGAACAGGAGCCCAUGAUUGAUCUGCAUACCAUCAUCACUGGGAAGACCCACAAGGCAAACUUCGGUUUAUCAGUCCCCACCAUUGUAGACGAGGAGGACUGUGACAAAGAGGUAACCCAAAAGCAGAUAAUAAAGGAGGCCUUCGCUGGGGACGAUGUCAUCGCUGACUUCCAGAAGGAGAAACGUGAAGCUGAGAAAGCAAGCACGCCAAAAGAUAUUGACCUGAGCCUGCCAGGCUGGGGACAGUGGGGUGGUCCGGGCCUGGUGAUCAGUGCCAGGAAGAGACGCCGGUUUCUCAUCAAAGCCCCUAAAGCUGCUCCCAGGAAAGACAAGCAUUUGCCAAAUGUGGUCAUCAGCGAGAAGCGGAACAUCCAGGCCGUGGCCCACCAGGUGAAUGUGCUUCCGUUCCCGUUCACCCACCAGAAUCAGUUUGAAGAGACCAUCAAGAUGCCAGUGGGCACCACUUGGAACACUCCGAGGGCCUUCCAGAAGCUGACCGCUCCCCGCGUGGUGACCAAGCCUGGCCACAUCAUUGAGCCCAUAAAGGAGAAGGAUGUUGAGCCCUCUUCUUCCCACUUGGGCCCUCCAACCCUGCAGAGGAAAGGACAGCAGCAUGCCCACCCUAGGAGGAGAAGGCUGAAGAAAGCCCCUUAAGUCCUGUUGAUGGCCCCAGGGCCAGGAGAACUUGGUGUUGGGAAACAGUGCCCUGGGUGUGAUGAUGCCCUCCUUCUGGAAAUAAAGCAAACCUUCCAUAUCAA